AUGGUUUUUUUCUUGCUUUUUAUAUGGUCAACAAAUGGAAGUAUAUCGUCAUUAUUUCGAUCAUCAGAAUUACCUUUGACCAAUAAAGAUUGGAUUGUUGAACAAGUAAAAAUAAUACCAAUCGAUGAUGGACAAUUGAAAUAUAGAAAUAAAUAUAAAUCAUAUAUGGUUUAUCGUCAAAAUUCAUAUGAAAAUUUAACAUCAUUUAUUAUUGAUCUUAAAUUAAAUGAAAAUUUUAAUUCAUAUAUUCCUAUUGAAUAUGAUAAUAAUCAAAUUAAAACUAAAAUAACAAAUUGUUUAUUCUAUACAGGAUCAGUAAGACAUUGGGGAGAAUUAAAUUCAAUAGUUGCUAUUUCAAUUUGUUCUGGUUUAACUGGUCUAAUUCAUCAUACUCAAAAUGGAAUUGAUUAUUUUUUAGAACCAAUUAUUAAUGAAGAUGAACAAUCAUAUAUUCUUACUUAUCAACAAAAAUUUCUAUCAAAUCAAAAUCAUAUUUGGUCAUGUGAAAUGAAUUCAUCAAAUAUAAGAAAUCAAACAUAUAAACAUAAUCGAAUACGUCGUUCAGUUAUUCGUGAACGUUUUAUUGAAACUUUACUUGUUGCUGAUGCAAGUGUAUCGGAAUAUUUUUCACAUUCUCAUAUUACUGAAUUAUAUUUACUUACGAUGAUGAAUAUGGUUCAUAGUAUAUAUGCACAUGUUAGUCUUGGUUAUCCUGUUGAAAUUGUUCUUACACGAAUAAUUAUGCUUAGUAAUGAAUCAGAUUUUCAAAUGGCAUCAAGAUCACAUGAAACAUUACAUAAAUUUUGUGAAUGGCAAGAACAAAUUAAGAAAACUAAUAAGAAAAAUCAAACUAUUCAUCAUGAUGUUGGUGUUUUUCUUACAAGAAAAUCAUUAUGUCAUCAAAAUUCAAGUUGUUCAACAAUUGGUCUUGCUAAUAUGGCUGGCAUGUGUGUGGUUAAUCGAAGUUGUAAUAUCAAUCAAGAUGUUGGUCUUAUUUCAGCUUUUACUAUUGCACAUGAAAUAGGACAUAAUCUUGGAAUGAGUCAUGAUGGUGAUAAAGGUCAUUGUAUAUCAAAUUCUGGAUUAUCAAAUAGUGAUACAAUAAUGGUACCAAGUUAUGCUAAAGUACCGAUAAAUAUGUGGUCACAAUGUAGUCGAGAUAAUCUAACGGAUUUUUUUGAUCAAGGUUGGGCAAAAUGUCUUAAUAAUAAACCAACAAUAAUUCAAUCAUUUGAUGAUAUAUUACCUGGUGUUAUAUAUGAUCUUGAUGAACAAUGUCGUCUUGAUAUGGGACCUCAUUCAACUUAUUGUUUUCUUGGUGAUGAACCACCUAUAGAUGUAUGUAAUCAAAAGAUGUGUACAAAAAUGCAUGAAGGUCGAUCUAUAUGUAUACCAUCCAUGGCAAAUCAACCAGUUGAUGGAACUUUAUGUGGUCAAAAUAAAUGGUGUUUACAUGGUCGAUGUACUCCAAUGAAUUAUCGAGCAGAAACUCCACCAAUAAAUGGCGGUUGGAGUCCAUGGACACCUUGGAGUUCAUGUUCACAUACAUGUGGAUUAGGUGUUGAAUAUCAACAAAGAACAUGUACAAAUCCAAAACCAGAUUUCAAUGGUAAACAUUGUUUAGGUGUACGCAAACGAUAUCGUACUUGUACAAUUGCGUCUUGUAAAAAAUCGAAUAUUAAUUAUAAACAUGAAUCUCAUUUAAAUUGUGAAGAAUUAAAUUCAAAAUCAAAUGGUACAAAAUGGAAAACUGUACCAUGGUUUACUUCAGUACCUUGUAUGGUUUUUUGUACUCCAAUUAUAUUAUCAUUAUCAUUAGAUAAUGAUACAAUAAUAAAUUCAAAUAUAACAUUAACUGAUGAUGAAGUUGGAAAAGUUGAAUCAAUUAAAUUUCGUGAUGGUACACAAUGUACAAUUGAUGAUGAUAAUGAUAAUGAAAAUUUUAUAAAAUAUAAUGGUAUAUGUAUUGCUGGACAAUGUCAAAAAUUAGGAUGUGAUAAUCAAUUAUAUUCAACAGCUAUUGAAGAUGAAUGUGGUAUAUGUAAUGGAAAUCGAAGUUAUUGUCAACAAAUAACAAAAACAUUUCAAUAUAAAAAAAAUGAAACAACACCAGAUGGUUCAUAUGUUAAAAUAGGUAGUAUAUCAAAAGGUAUUGCUACAUUUCAAAUUGAAAAACCAACUCAAUCAAUUAGUUUUUUAGCUAUUCAAAUAAAAGAUCGAUUUUAUUUAAAUGGAAAUCGUUCUAUAACUGAACAGAAUAGUUUUCAAAUAGGUCAAACUCGAAUGUGGUAUAAACGUGGAAAAAAACAAGAAAUUCUUGAAGGUCGUGGACAUCCAUUAAAUGAACAAAUUGAUAUUAUGUUACUUAUUUUAAAUAAUGAUUUAAUUAAAGUUAAAUGUAUCUAUUGGGAAAUAAUUAAUAAUACAAUAAUAAAUAAAACAAAACUUUUCAAUAAUUAUUAUAAAUGGACAUUCGAAAAUCAAACAAAUGAUGAUUGUUCAUGUACUAGUCGACAACCUUAUUGUACUUUUAAAUCACAUCAAAAUGAAAUAAUUGUUGUUUCUGAUCAAUUAUGUGAUUCUAAAUCAAAACCUCAUCCAUUGAAAUGUCAAAAUGCUAAUUGUCCAAUACAAGUUCCUUCAGCUCCUCGUUGGCAAGUUGGUCCAUGGCGAUCAUGUGAAGGUCGUUGUUGGCCACAAGAAGCUAUACAACGACGAAGUCUUCUUUGUGUACGAACAAUAUCGAAUAAUAGAACACAUACAAUACCUACAAGUAUAUGUACACAUAGACUUCCAUCCAUACCUAUUACAAUAAGAGAAUGUCCUCAAAAUAUGUCAUUAACAAUACCAAAAUGUAGUAAGAUGAAAACAUAUAGUCAAUGGAGUACAAGUGAAUGGAUUGGAAAUUGUUCUUCAUCAAAUCCAUGUGCCAUGCAAUAUCGAACUGUAACAUGUGUUUCACAUGAUCCAAAUGCAAUCUGUACUGCUGAUGAAAAUUUAAAACCAAUUGAUCGACGACCAUGCAAUGCUUCAUGUGGUCAUUGGCUUGUUUCUCAUUGGUCAGAUAACUGUACUGGAUCAUGUAACAAUUCCACAUUGACACGACGAGUAUGGUGUAGUUCAUCAAUAUGUAAUCAACGUGAACGACCAUCAUCAACACGUCGUUGUAUUCUAUUACACUGUACUAAUGGUUCAAUUUAUAAAACAAAACUAAGCACAACAUCAAUUCGACCAACAAUAAGUUCUAGUGUGAAAAGUGCUAAAGUUCAAUUGACUACUACAGUUCUACCUAUUCGUACUUCAAAAAUUAUUAAUACAAGUCAUAAAAAAUCUUUAACAACAAAACUACUAACAACUACUACUCAUUUGCCAAAGACAAGUUCAACAAUAAAAUCAUCUACAACAUCUACUCGUAUUAAAUCGAUAACUACAACAACAAAAGCUACUACGCGAAUAGUAUUAUCAACAAAAAAAAUGACUACUACUACUAAGAAGAAAAAUAUUAUAAAAAAACCAUAG
Rotaria sordida is the source of this 3519-nucleotide messenger RNA. Lineage: Eukaryota; Metazoa; Rotifera; Eurotatoria; Philodinida; Philodinidae. The record is from the annotation of a GenBank genome assembly.